UAAUAUACAUAUGAGGGCUCGCUCCCUCCUCUCUUUAAACAGCCUCUAGAGCUUCAACAACUCAACUCAUCAGAGAGAGAGAGAGAGAGAGAGAGAGAGAUGGUCUCAAGAGAGCACAAGAGAUUGGGACUGCAUGAGAAGCUGCAACUCCUUCGCUCUAUUACAAACUCGCAUGCAUCGAAUAAGGCUUCGAUCAUCAUAGACGCAUCGAAGUAUAUCGAAGAACUGAAGCAGAAGGUAGUGAGAUUGAAUCAAGAGAUCGCCUGCGCGCAAAACAACAUCAAAGAGAGCCCCUUGCCCAUGGUUACUGUUGAAAGCUUAGAGAGGGGAUUCCUCAUCAAUGUGUUCUCCGGGAAGAGCUUCCCGGGUUUACUCGUCGCAAUUUUGGAGGCUUUCGAAGAGUUGGGUCUCAAUGUAAUGGAAGCUAGGGCUUCCUGCGCCGACACGUUCCGGCUUGAAGCUGUUGGAGGAGAGAACCAAGUCGAAGGCGUCAAUGCACAUGUCGUGAAACAAGCGGUGUUGCAGGCCAUCAGAAAAUGUUCUGAGAAUAGUGAUCAAGAGUGAUGCCAGUAGACUUUUCUUUAGUACCAAUCAAUCAUGCUAUCAGCGCAAGCUUUUCUUAUCUUCCACUUUUCUUUUCGGACCCGUUAAUGAAGUUAUAUAUAUAAUUCUCAGAUGGCAA
Messenger RNA from Ananas comosus (pineapple), 682 nucleotides. RefSeq lists its product as uncharacterized. NCBI's taxonomy places the organism in Eukaryota, Viridiplantae, Streptophyta, Magnoliopsida, Poales, Bromeliaceae. The coding region runs from base 100 to 564 and encodes 154 amino acids. Gene Ontology annotation, biological process: regulation of DNA-templated transcription. The transcript has 4 exons. Gene Ontology annotation, molecular function: DNA-binding transcription factor activity; sequence-specific DNA binding. Gene Ontology annotation, cellular component: nucleus. The record is from RefSeq and is a predicted model, not a curated record.